This is a messenger RNA of Dermatophagoides pteronyssinus (European house dust mite), 1607 nucleotides long. It is a transcript of the gene Caf1-55, whose product is annotated as chromatin assembly factor 1 p55 subunit. The record is from RefSeq and is a predicted model, not a curated record. Gene Ontology annotation, molecular function: protein binding. NCBI's taxonomy places the organism in Eukaryota, Metazoa, Arthropoda, Arachnida, Sarcoptiformes, Pyroglyphidae.
GUUUGAUUCAAAAAAAGACAAUUUUGAUUUCCCUCGCUUUUUUUUCUUUACUGAAUAAAGAUUUUCUUCGUUUGUUUUGUUUUGUUUUUCUUUGAAUUUAAUCAAAUUAAAUUAUAUCGAUCUUUGAUCAUCGAACCGAACAUCGAACAAAAUGGGCGAUUCAAAACAAGAAGCCGCAGUUGAAGAACGUAUUAUUAAUGAAGAAUAUAAAAUAUGGAAAAAGAAUACACCAUUUUUAUAUGAUUUGGUUAUGACACAUGCAUUAGAAUGGCCAUCAUUAACAGCACAAUGGUUACCUGAAGUACAACGUCCUUCGGGUUUAGAUUAUAGUAUACAUAAAAUUAUACUUGGUACACAUACAUCGGAUGAACAAAAUCAUUUAGUUAUUGCUACUGUACAAUUACCAAAUGAAGAUCAUAGUUUUGAUGCAAGUUAUUAUGAUGUUGAUACAAAUGAAUAUGGUGGUUUUGCAUCGGUUGCUGGUAAAAUUGAAAUAAUACAAAAAAUUAAUCAUGAAGGUGAAGUUAAUCGUGCAAGAUAUAUGCCACAAAAUUCUAAUGUUAUUGCAACAAAAACACCAUCAAGUGAUGUUUUAAUCUUUGAUUAUACUAAACAUCCAAUUAAACCAGCUGAUAAAGCUUGUAAUCCUGAUCUACGAUUAAAAGGUCAUCAAAAAGAAGGUUAUGGCCUUUCAUGGAAUGCAAAUCUUAGUGGACAUUUAUUAUCAGCUUCAGAUGAUCAAACAAUUUGUUUAUGGGAUAUAAAUUCAAAUACAAGAUCGGAAAAAGUUAUUGAUGCAUUAUCAAUAUUUAAUGGUCAUACAUCAGUAGUUGAAGAUGUUGCAUGGCAUUUAUUACAUGAAUCAUUAUUUGGUUCAGUUUCAGAUGAUCAAACAUUAAUGAUAUGGGAUACACGUUCAAGAGAUACAAAUAAACCGGCACAAGUUGUUGAUGCUCAUUUAGCUGAAGUUAAUUGUUUAUCAUUUAAUCCAUUUUCGGAAUUCAUUUUAGCUACCGGUUCGGCUGAUAAAACUGUUGCACUUUGGGAUUUACGUAAUAUUAAAGUUAAAUUACAUACAUUUACAUCACAUAAAGAUGAAAUAUUUCAAGUACAAUGGUCACCACAUAAUGAAACAAUACUUGCUUCAUCUGGUACUGAUCGUCGUUUAAAUAUUUGGGAUUUAAGUCGUAUCGGUGAAGAACAAACAAAUGAAGAUGCUGAAGAUGGACCACCUGAAUUACUUUUUAUACAUGGUGGUCAUACGGCUAAAAUAUCGGAUUUUGCUUGGAAUCCAAGUGAUCCAUGGGUUAUAUGUUCAGUUUCAGAAGAUAAUAUUAUGCAAGUUUGGCAAAUGGCGGAAAAUAUUUAUACGGAAGAAGAAACGGAAGCAAAUGCAAAUGAUCUCGAAUAAUAAUAAUGGUUUCUUUUUAUGAAUUGAUUUGUGAAAUAUAACAACAACUACAUAUACCACACACAUACACACAUUACAUCCAGCAGUAUAUAUCUUAUUAUUCAAAACAUCGUUUUUACGUUUACAUAAGUUUUUCUUUUCUUUUUUCUUUUUUUCCUGUUUUACUCUCGAAGAAAACCACCAUUGAAAAAAUUGU